Gallus gallus (chicken) is the source of this 1392-nucleotide messenger RNA. Its product is annotated as maestro heat-like repeat-containing protein family member 2B. Gene Ontology annotation, cellular component: cytoplasm. Lineage: Eukaryota; Metazoa; Chordata; Aves; Galliformes; Phasianidae. The transcript is spliced from 8 exons. The record is from RefSeq and is a predicted model, not a curated record. Bases 412 to 1392 code for a protein of 326 amino acids.
AGGUGAGCACUGCUGCAUUCCCAGCCCGGGAUGGCAGCGGGGACAUCGGUGUCGGCAGCUCUGUCUGUGCCCAGCGGGCUGAGAGCAGAAGGGUGAUGAGAGGGAGUGGGCUGGCUCUGCAAAGGGCCCCAAACUGGCUUUGUGCUUGGGGCUGGAUCUCCCUGCCAGGAAGCAGCCGCAUGUCACAGCACUGUGGCAGGGAUAGCUGGGGAUGAAGGUGCGGGGAAAAGCUCCUCGCCCUCCAGAGAGAGCCCAUCUCCUACUGGGCACAGGGGUACGGGAACGAGGAAGGGAAAGAGAAAGAGAAAGCCCUCCUGUAGGAAGGGCAGACCGCAGACCUUCAGUCUUUGAUGCUGGGCCUCUGCCACCCCUCUCCAGGACAAACAGGCCGUCCUCGGGGCUGUGGCUGCCAUGAUGGCUGUCCUCCUUCAAGAGGAGCUGUGGCGAGAGCACGUCUGGGAGCAGCUUCUCCGGCUCGUGCACCCGUGUCAGGAGGUCCAAGACACCUGCAGGGUGACCAAGAGCCUCAAUAUCUUCCUGGAGGCCUUAGAGGGAGUUCAAUCGGUCAUCCCUAAGGACAAGUUUCUGGCCAUCACCAGUGCCGUGUUCUACCAGCUCUCUGAUGACACCAAGGAGCACAGCGAGGCUGACAGAGCAGAGCUGACCCACUGCAUCCUGCUGCAGGCCCGAAUCUGCCCCGAGGAAACGGUCCUGUUUCUGCAGUCACAGCUGGGCAAUGAGUGGGAGGCUGGAUGCGUGGCAGCCCUGGGUCUGCUCGGUGCUCUGGCUCACUCUGAUGGUCAGUACCACAGGUCGGGACUUCCAGGGAUCCCUUUGCCAUCUGGGUUGUGCCUCCACGCAUGCUUCUGCGCAUCUCUUGCAGAGCCCAUGAUGACAGAGAAGCUGCCCCAGGUUGUGGAGGCUGCGCAGUGUCUGUGCAGCGACCCCAGGGUGCAGGUGAGGAGGGCCAUCUUGCACUUCAUCAAGGAUGUGCUCAGUGCUAACGCCCGGAGCUGCUCAGCCUGGGAUGUGGUGGGGCACAUCUUCAGUGAGUUCAGCCGCACCACGGGAAGAAGGGCAGCUGGAGACCUUUCUGCCCAGGAAGCCCAGGAAGAAGGAGCUCUCCAAGAGCUGUGUAUGGACAUCCUGGGGUCGCUGGAUGUCUCUGUGAGCGGGAUGACCAAACUCCUGUGGCCACGGCUGCUGCUGUACGUGGUGCCAGCCCAGUACACCGGCAUGCUGAUCCCAGUCUCCCGCUGUGUCCAAGUGCUGGCUGAGAGAGGGGACCUGAUGGUGCGGGAGGUGGAAGAACUGGAUCCCCAUUUCCUCAGCUCCAUGUUUCAAGGCCCACUGCUGACUCCCCAGGACACUGCUGGCACGCCUGCUUGGUGA